Molecule: messenger RNA, 2679 nt
Organism: Macroventuria anomochaeta
Lineage: Eukaryota; Fungi; Ascomycota; Dothideomycetes; Pleosporales; Didymellaceae
Exons: 4
Coding region: 1-2679 (892 amino acids)
Biological process (GO): proton transmembrane transport
Cellular component (GO): membrane
Molecular function (GO): antiporter activity
Source: RefSeq, a predicted model, not a curated record
AUGUCGAUAGUAGCGUCAGCUUCGUCCGCGGUCGCGUCAGCGACGGCUGCGGCAAAGGCACCACCGCAGGGUGGUGUACUUGAAGGUGUCAAUCCUGUGCAUUUCGAUGCAAAGAACCCGAUCAUCCUUUUCAUUGUUCAGGCAUCAAUCAUCAUAAUCUUCUGUCGCGCUCUUGGCUGGCCCCUCUCGAAGAUCCACCAGCCUCGCGUUAUAUCUGAAAUCAUCGGCGGUAUCCUCCUUGGUCCUUCGGUUUUUGGUCGCAUCCCAGGCUUCACUGCGGCGAUUUUCCCUGCGCAGUCUAUGACCAACCUGAAUCUCGUCGCCAAUCUCGGUCUGACCUUGUUCCUCUUCAUAAUCGGCUUAGAAGUAGAUUUACGUUUCUUGCUGAGCAACUGGAAAGUGGCCCUCAAUGUCGGUGUCGUCAGCAUGGUCAUUCCCUUUGGAUUGGGAUGCGCCAUUGCAGUUGGACUUUACAACGAGUUCAAAGACGAGCCAGGAAUGGUGGAGAUUGAUUUCGCUAUCUUCAUGCUUUUCAUUGGUGUAGCCAUGGCUAUCACUGCUUUUCCCGUGCUUUGCCGUAUCCUCACUGAGCUUAAGCUUCUGAUGACUCCCGUUGGUGUCAUUGUACUUUCAGCCGGAGUUGGCAACGACGUUGUAGGCUGGAUUCUGCUUGCGCUCUGCGUCGCUCUUGUCAAUGCGGGCACUGGUCUUGCGGCACUGUGGGUGCUAUUGACGUGUGUAGGCUACAUGCUGUUCCUGAUCUACGCAAUUCGGCCAGUCUUUGUAUGGGUUCUGCGCAGGUCCGGUGCUUUGCAGGAUGGACCAAGCCAGGGCAUCAUUGCUCUUACGCUCAUCAUUGCUCUGGGUUCCGCUUUCUUCACGGGAAUUAUCGGAGUACAUCCUAUUUUCGGAGCAUUUAUGGCGGGCUUGAUCUGCCCUCACGAGGGCGGAUUUGCCAUCAAAGUUGCUGAGAAGAUUGAAGAUUUGAUCGGCGCUCUGUUCCUGCCGUUAUACUUCACACUUUCCGGACUCAACACCAACAUUGGUCUUCUCGACUCUGGGAUCGUUUGGGGUUACGUAUUCGGCGUCAUAGCAGUUGCCUUCUUCUCAAAAUUCAUCGGCGCCACACUCGCAGCUCGAGGGACGAAGAUGCUGUGGCGUGAAUGCUUUGCUAUUGGCUCCUUAAUGAGUUGCAAGGGUCUUGUCGAGUUGAUUGUGCUUAAUAUUGGACUGAACGCCAAAAUUUUGAGCACGCGAACGUUCACCAUAUUUGUUGUCAUGGCGCUUGUUACGACGUUUGCAUCAUCCCCGCUCACUAUGUACUUCUACCCACCUUGGUAUCAGAAGAAGGUAGAGGCUUGGCGCCGCGGCGAGAUCGACUGGGAUACCGGCAGACCUCUGGACGGCACUGAUAGUGUUCCAGACGGCGUCUACUUUGACAAAUUGGCCGCCGAGAAGAUCAGGCGGGUUACAGUAUACCUGCGUUUGGACAGCAUGCCUAACCUGCUUGCUUUCACAUCAUUAUUCGGAGGAUCUCAGAAGCCUGCGCCCAAGGUCCAUCCUUCGAUUGCUGCCAGCACGAGCAAAGAUACUGGCGAGUCAUCACUGGACGAAGUCGCACCCAACCGACCUGUUGAGGCUUACGGUCUGCGCCUGCUCAACUUGACUGAUCGUGGCUCGUCCGUCAUGCAAGUCUCUGAAAUGGAAAGCUACACUGCCUACGAUCCCGUAGUCAACACAUUCCGCGCCUUCGGCCGCCUACACAACCUUGCAGUCAGCGGAGAAGCCCUGGUGGUACCAGAGUCUUCCUUCGCCGACACCCUAGCCACGCGCGCCUCGGACUCGAACCUCCUGCUCCUCCCCUGGAGCGAAACAGGCGGCAUGUCCGAGCAAGCCAUCAUCGAAGACAAAGGCACCAAAAACAAGCUCGCAGCAUCCUCCUACAUCGCCUUCGUAAACUCCACACUCGACGCAUCCAGCAUCCCCGUCGCCGUGCUCGUAAACAAGAGUUUCGGCGGCAGCAAAAACAAAGACCGCAAGCAAAACCUCAAACUCACUCGCACAUACAGCAGCGUCAGUCUGCACGCAGACCAGGCCGUCACAGCGCCCAUUGCAGACCGCAGCCACCACAUCUUCUUCCCCUUCUUCGGCGGCGCAGACGACCGCGCUGCGCUGCGUCUCGUGCUCCAGCUCGCAGAGAACGCGCAGGUCACUGCUACGCUCGUGCACUUCGACGUGCCAGAUUCCUUCCUUGGAAGCCCAACGACAUCCACAUUCUCCUCCGCCGCUAUGCCCAGCAAAGCGGGCGAGACAGUAGUAACCACCACCGAACCAUCUACCCGUGAGCAAGGCGCAGCGUUCUUCGCGUCGCUGAGCGCCUCACUACCAGCAGACCUAGCAAACCGUGUUGUCUUCGAGACUGUUACCUCUGAACAACCUGUCAAAGACGUGAUUGCACGCGCGAGCAUCGAGGUCGGACAGUCGCCGAAGAAUGCAGGGGACUUGAUCGUGCUGGGCAGGAAUAUUAGUAGGAACAAUGCGCUUGGUGCUGAGAACACGGACGAGAUCAGGAGCGCGUCGAGUGCGUCGAGUACGCUGGGUUUGUUGGCUGAGAAGGUGUGGGAAGGGAAGCUUGGUGCGAGUGUGCUGGUUGUUAAGGCUGGGUCUUUGACGAGCUAG